Puntigrus tetrazona (Sumatra barb) is the source of this 2846-nucleotide messenger RNA. RefSeq names its product WD and tetratricopeptide repeats 1 (gene wdtc1). The transcript is spliced from 14 exons. Gene Ontology annotation, biological process: negative regulation of fatty acid biosynthetic process. Gene Ontology annotation, molecular function: protein binding. Lineage: Eukaryota; Metazoa; Chordata; Actinopteri; Cypriniformes; Cyprinidae. The coding region runs from base 63 to 2132 and encodes 689 amino acids. Gene Ontology annotation, cellular component: Cul4-RING E3 ubiquitin ligase complex; cytoplasm. The record is from RefSeq and is a predicted model, not a curated record.
UCCAGAAGCUCGGCCUCUCCGAGAGGCUCGCAUUGCACAGAUGAUCGGAGAUCUCCGGCGUGAUGACGUGCUGUGAGACCAUGACCCUGAGGAACGUCACCGGUGACCUCCUGCGCCGCCAGAUCCGGGAGAACCGGGCUCUGGACUUCCAGAGACACUAUCAUGUGACCGACCCGUUUAUAAAGCGUCUGGGGCUGGAGGCCGAGCUUCAGGGUCACUCGGGCUGUGUGAACUGUCUGGAGUGGAACGAGAGAGGAGAUCUCCUGGCCUCAGGUUCAGACGACCAGCACGCCAUCAUCUGGGACCCGUUCCGACACACCAAGCUCAUCACUAUGCACACCGGACACGCCGCCAACAUCUUCUCGGUGAAGUUCCUGCCUCACUCCGAGGACCGGAUCUUAAUCACGGGCGCCGCCGACACCAAGGUGCACGUUCAUGACCUGACGGCCAAGGAGACCAUCCACAUGUUCUCGGAGCACACGAACCGCGUCAAGCGCAUCGCGACGGCACCCAUGUGGCCCAACACCUUCUGGAGCGCGGCGGAGGACGGCGUCAUCAGGCAGUACGAUCUGAGAGAGAGCAGCAAGCGGUCCGAGGUGUUAAUAGAUCUGACGGAGUACUGCGGGCAGCUGGUGGAGGCCAAGUGUCUGGCCAUUAACCCUCGAGACAACAACUACCUGGCUGUGGGAGCCAACGGGCCCUUCGUCCGGCUCUACGACAUCAGAAUGAUCCACAAUCACAGGAAGUCUAUGAAUCAGAGCACCUCGGCCGGCGUUCACACGUUUUGCGACAAGCAGAAGUCGAUCCCGGACGGCGCCGGACAGUACUACGUGGCGGGUCACUUACCCGUGAAGCUCCCCGACUACAACAACAGACUACGGGUUCUGGUGGCCACGUACGUCACGUUCAGUCCCGACGGCACCGAGCUGCUGGUCAACAUGGGCGGAGAGCAGGUUUAUUUAUUUGAUCUGACGUUCAAACAGAGGCCGUACACAUUUCUGCUGCCCAAAAAAUGCCACGCGUCAUCAGAGGUGCAGAACGGGAAGACGACUAACGGUGUGUCGAACGGGAUUCAUCUUCCUGCUAGUCGCCUCAAACUGGCUAAAGUUUCCAGCGGCUCCGGAGAUCUUCCUCCUCAUCUGGAGAGGAUCAAGCAGCAGGCGAACGACGCGUUUGCUCGUCAGCAGUGGACUCAAGCCAUCCAGCUCUACAGCCUGGGCAUCCAUGAAGCCGGACACAACGCCAUGCUGUACGGAAACCGCGCCGCCGCAUACAUGAAGAGAAAGUGGGACGGCGAUCACUACGACGCUCUGCGCGACUGCCUGAAGGCCUUGUCUCUGAACCCGGCUCAUCUGAAGGCGCACUUCCGCUUGGCCCGCUGCCUGUUCGAGCUCAAGUACGUGGCCGAGGCUCUGGAGUGUCUGGACGACUUCAAGGGCAAGUUCCCCGAGCAGGCUCACAGCAGCGCGUGCGACGCGCUCGACAAAGACAUCAAGGCGGCGCUCUUCUCCAAAGCAGACUCCUCUGACGACAAGAAGGGGAGCAGCUCCAUCCGAUUCCACAACUUCAGCCGGAAGGAGUCGAUCCCGGAGGACGAGAUCGUGCUGAGAGAGCGAAGCUUCGACUACAAACACCGCUACUGUGGUCACUGCAACACCACCACGGAUAUCAAAGAAGCCAACUUCUUCGGAAGUAAAGGCCAGUACAUCGUAAGCGGUUCAGACGACGGCUCGUUCUUCAUCUGGGAGAAAGAGACGACGAACCUGGUUCGGAUCUUACAGGGGGACGAGUCUAUAGUAAACUGUCUGCAGCCGCAUCCCAGCUACUGCUUCCUGGCCACCAGCGGCAUCGACCCCGUGGUGCGGAUCUGGAACCCCAGACCCCGUGGUGCGGAUCUGGAACCCCAGACCGGAGGCGGAGAACGAGAACUGCCGGGUGGUGGAGGACAUGGAGAGCGCGGCUCAGGCCAACCAGAGGCGGAUGAACGCGGAUCCUCUGGAGGUGAUGCUGCUGAACAUGGGCUACCGCAUCACGGGCCUGAGCAGCCGGGGCCCCGAGGGCUCCGACGACGACGAGAGCUCCGACGGCCAGGUCCAGUGCCGCUCCAGCUAGAAGACGGCGGAGCACCUUAGAUGUUUCCUUUGCUGUUUCAGUUCUUGAGUGAAUGAACGCUCCGCUCCGUGAGUCUCCCUCGCACAGUCCACGUCCGGACACUUCAACGCUCGCACGGCGCUCGGGUCUUUCGUUUUCUUCUUUCCUUUCCCGAACGAACUUGGCGAUCUCCAAGGACUGGGAACGAGUGUCACCGUUUCAUAGAAACACGCUCGCAGCGCUUUCGUUUGGAAAUAAACCGUGUUUCUGUUCGACCCGCCGAACGUUCCUCGGGUCGGGUUUGCUGGGACUGAAAAGGUUCGAAGGGGAUUUCUUAUUAUUUUUGUACCUUUUUCUUCAGCGCCUCACUGCUCCCCUGUCAUCUUCAUCGACGAACCUGAGGAGGAUAAAGAGAGAGGCUGUGAGAAGAUGAAGAGAAACCAGAAUCCGGUCUAUUUUUGGGAUACGUGUCUGUUUAUGUUCCAUUGUGUUCAUUUCCUUUUGGGAUUUCAGUACAGUUUAGUGCAACGUUUCAAAAAUGAAUAAAUAAUAAAUGACAUUUAAAGUUUGUUGCUGUCAUGAUCUUGGAUGGGUUUUUCAGAGGAAAGCGUUAUAUUAUAUGAAUAAAAUGUAUGUUUUCUCAUCAACAGCAUGGCUUUAUAAACGCAGUAAUAAAGGAGAUAAAUAGAUCGAUCUCAGACUCAACACACUCUAUUUUCCCCAUCUGUCUCCAAUAAAAUUAAUUUAUUUACAAA